GCGACACGGGGUCUGUUUUCGCUCACAUGCACGCUGUGCGUUCCCUAAGCGAAGAAGUUUUGACAACCAACACACGUUUGUAGAUUUUUUUGAGCUUGUUUGAUAAGCAACACUGUUCUUCCACAAUGAGUUCUCAGAUUACUUGUGUCGGAUGGGUGGGGAGAGGCGUUGCCAAGGAAACCCCGGACAAAGUUGAGUUGAGCCAAGAGGAGCUUCAGCGCAUCAUCGCUGAAGCUAAAGAGGAGCUGGGGGAGCUAGCAGCCGAGGAGGAGGAGGAAGAAGAAGAAGAGGAUGAUGAAGGUAUUUCUUCAGAUCCUAAUAGUAAUGUCACUGAAGCUGCUGAAGCACCAAUGGAUGGGAAUAAAGAAGAACAGGAGGAAGAUGAUGAGCUGGCAGAGUAUGGCUUGGAUAAAUAUGAUGAAGAGGAUACAGUGGCCUCUAAUCUGGGCGACAGUCUGGCUGGACUCACAGUGUUCAGCUCAAAUGACGAGGAUCCUUACGUCACCAUCAAAGACACAGACCAGUAUGAGCGAGAAGACUUUCAAAUCAAGCCCAGUGACAAUCUCAUCCUCACAGGCAGGGCCGAGAAGGACUGCUGCAAUCUGGAGAUCCAUAUUUAUAACUCGGAGGAGGACUCUCUGUAUGUGCAUCAUGAUAUUCUGCUGCCGGCUUACCCACUGUGUGUUGAGUGGUUAAACUUUGAUCCUAACCCUGGAGAAGGACAUGCUAACUAUGCGGCUGUGGGCAACAUGACUCCUCAGAUAGAUGUGUGGGACCUGGAUGUGGUGGACUGCUUAGAGCCCGUCUUCUCCUUGGGGAGCAAAAAGGCCUCCAAAAAGAAGAAGAGCAAGAAGGGGGCGGCAGCAGAACCUGUCGAGGGACAUACUGAUGCAGUGCUGGAUUUAUCCUGGAACAAACUGGUCAAAAAUGUGUUGGCCAGUGGAUCAGCAGAUGAAUCGGUUAUUUUGUGGGAUCUUACUCAAGGCAAGCCGGCCACGACUUUGCGCAGACAAACUGAUAAGGUUCAGACGUUAUCAUUCCACCCAUUUGAGGCACAGACUCUUUUAUCUGGAUCAUACGACAAGACAACGGUCCUUUACGACUGUCGAAGUCCCGAUAACAGCUACCGCACCUGGAGGUUUAGUGGUCAAGUGGAGCGUCUCGUAUGGAACCACUUUUCCCCGUGCAACUUCCUGGCCAGCACAGAGGAUGGAUUCGUCUACUGCCUCGAUGCACGCUCCGAUAAACCAGUUUUCACACUUAGGGCUCAUGAUGAGGAAGUUUCAGGUUUGGACCUCAGCAGCCAGAUUAAAGGUUGUCUGGUCACUGCAUCAGCUGACAAACAUGUGAAGAUUUGGGACAUUUUGGGCAACAAACCCAAUCUGGUGCACUCACGGGACAUGAAAAUGGGCGUGCUGUUCUGUGCUUCUUGUUGCCCUGAUCAGCCCUUCGUCUACGCCUUUGGGGGACAGAGGGACGGCCUGCGGGUUUGGGAUAUAAGUGAUGUUGCAACAGUGGCUGAGGUGUUCGGCAAUCGAGAGCGCCUUGUGGUAAACGCAGGAUCACAGGCAUUGAGUUCAGCAGCCACAGCACAGAUGGAGGUCUCCUAGUGGUGUCCUGGAUUUAUCAACUAACUGUAAAUUUGAAUAAACUGAGGAUUCCUGGUAAACACUGAGGCUGCUGCUUGCUGGUGCCCUUCUCAUUUUGCAGUUCAUGGAAAAUGGAUUUGAAUAAAUGAAAGCUGCAUUCAUGAAGGAUUUGAAAGAUUUACCAGAAUGCCAACCAAACUACAAGCGCUGAAAAAACGUGUUCAGCUUGUUUGCUGCAGAAAACAACAGAGUGGAUGCAUAUUCAUAGACGUGUGAAAAACACAAGAAAAGGUUUCUUAUAUUUCUAUAAGGGAAGACUUCCAGGAUUUUUUUUUUGAUCCAGUGAUUGAAAUAUUUGAAACGACUCUGUUAAAAUGUUUUAUGUUUCUUUUACAUCUGUUUCAUUUUGCCAUUCUUUGUGCAUUUACAGAUGCUUUCUGCCACUAAGACUAUUUUCACAUGACAAUGUGUACUCUUGACAUUGCAUACCUGGGUUUCCUGGUAGUCAUCUUUGGUAAUAUGAAAUAUUGAAAAAAGCCUGUGGACUCACAUCUGGCCAAAGUAUUGAGUAAUGAUAAACUCUUUAAAAUAUAUGUGUUCAACCAAUAAAUAAAAACAGUUGAUCAUGUCA
Molecule: messenger RNA, 2220 nt
Organism: Labrus bergylta (ballan wrasse)
Lineage: Eukaryota; Metazoa; Chordata; Actinopteri; Labriformes; Labridae
Gene: pwp1
Product: PWP1 homolog, endonuclein
Biological process (GO): rRNA processing
Cellular component (GO): nucleus
Molecular function (GO): protein binding
Source: RefSeq, a predicted model, not a curated record